Caenorhabditis bovis is the source of this 1725-nucleotide messenger RNA. Lineage: Eukaryota; Metazoa; Nematoda; Chromadorea; Rhabditida; Rhabditidae. The record is from the annotation of a GenBank genome assembly.
AUGACUUCGAAAGUUGGGCCAGUUGCCUGCAAAACUUUCCGCGAGAAGCUCGGACCCGAAAUCCUCGAAAUAUUUGAUCAACACUUCAAAUCAUUCACAGACGUUCAGGUUCUCGCCGGCACACAUCUGCUCAACCAUUGCGAUGUGGUCGUCGAAUCGCCGACCGGCUCCGGAAAAACGUUGGCGUUCGUUCUGCCGAUGGUGCGCGUCCUACAGACGGCGCAAUUGGGCAAAGACGAGAUCGGCGCUCUGAUUCUGUCGCCGUCGAGGGAAUUGUGCACCCAAAUUGUGAACGUCAUCAAGCCGUUCGCCGACAAGCUUUCGCUUACGGUAGAUACAGUAACCGGAGGGCAGAAGGUUGAGAAGAACGUGAAAAUGUUCCGAAAUCGGGGAACUAGCAUUCUUGUUGCGACACCGGGCCGCUUAUUCCAAAUCAUUCAACACGAGAAAACGCUGAUCGCAAGAAAAAUGAAGAAUCUCCAACUUCUCGUCAUCGACGAAGCUGAUCGAUUCAACGAGAUUCAAUUUGAGGAUCAUAUGCGCGAAAUUCUCUCGUGUAUCCCGAAGCAGCGACGAACCGGACUGUUCUCGGCGACGCAGGUCAAAGACGACGACGAUCUGAUGGUGUUCGGGUUGCGAAACGCGAAACGCGUGAAAGUGGCGCACGAGGCGAACUCGGCGGCGCCGUCGUCGCUCAACAGCUACUUCACCGUCUGCGAUGCCGACGAGAAGACGAGCGUUUGUCUGGAGUUCGUCAGGCAGCGGAAAACCAAAAAAUUUUUGAUAUUCUUCCCGUCGUGCAACGCCGUCUCAUAUUUCCACAAGAUUUUCGAGCGCUGUCUGACGAAACGCCCGCUGUUCGCCGUCCACGGCAAAUGCUCGAAUAGUCAUCGCGCCGCACAAAUCAAGCGAUUCACCGAGAGCGCGAACGGUGUGAUGAUCUCGACGGACGUGAUGGCGCGCGGAAUCGACAUCGCCGACAUCGAUUGGGUUGUGCAAUACGAGUUGCCGAAGCAUUCAAGCUGGUUUGUUCAUCGAGCUGGACGAACGGCGCGCUGCGGCCGCGACGGCAACGCGCUCAUCCUCAUCGCCACCGAACAAUUCCCCUAUAUUGAGUUUCUCGAUAAGCAUGAGAAGGUGAAGCUCGAGGAGGUCAAAGUGCCGACGCAUACCGCCCUUAAAGCCGAGGAGCUUCGCGAGAAGAUGAUCAAGAUCCAGUGUUCGGAUCGGGCGAUCCUUGAAGCCGGCACGAGGGCGUUUGUGAGCCAUAUCGAGUUUUACGCGAAACAUGAUUGCCAUAUCGUUUGCCCGUUGAACGAUUUGAACGUCGUCGGACUCGCGAAAUCCUACGCGCUUCUUCGACUCCCGAAAAUGCGCGAGUUGUCGCAACGCAACGAUUUGGAGCAGUUCGAGCGAAGCGCCAUCGAAACGUCGACGAUCGCCUACGCGGAUCCGAAGCUCGAAGCGAACCGAAAGCAGAUGAUGAAGGAGAAGCACGAGAGGAAGAUUGAGACUCUCGCGGCGAAAGAGAAGAAGCGUCGGGAGAAGGAGAUGCGGAAAAUGAAGAGGAACGGAUUCAAGAGCGGUCGACAAGCGAAAAUGGAAAUUAAGAAGGCGCAGAAGCGAAAAGCUGAAGAAGAGGAUGACACACAGAAUGACAUCAGACUUUUGAAAAAGAUUAAACGCGGAAAAUUGUCGAAAAAAGAGAUCAAAAAUGUCCUCUAA